Molecule: messenger RNA, 821 nt
Organism: Drosophila willistoni
Lineage: Eukaryota; Metazoa; Arthropoda; Insecta; Diptera; Drosophilidae
Product: receptor expression-enhancing protein 4
Exons: 1
Coding region: 108-743 (211 amino acids)
Source: RefSeq, a predicted model, not a curated record
CCUUGAAAAGUUGGCCCUGAUACAUUUUACAAAUUCCAUUUAGGAGUGUCUCACAUUUUUCCAAAAAACAAACUAUUUAAUUGUUAACGCUUUUAAAAUCUAUCCAAAUGUUACCCUCGAUCGUGAUUCAGGUUUUCUUUGUAUAUUUUGGCAUAUUGCGUCCAGGAUUGUUGACGUUUCAUUCGCUGGAGAGUAAAAAUCUUACAUUAAUCAAUCAAUGGCUUAAAUAUUGGGUUAUAUUUGGCAUUUUUCAAACAAUUGGCAGCAUUUCAAACAUUUUCUUAGGAUCGCUAUCAUUUUACGAUGAAUCAAAACUCAUUCUGGCCGGAUGCGUAUGGCUGACCAGUCCCUAUAGCAUUGUGCGCUUCUAUGAGUGCAUUGAACCCAUUUUUCGAUUCGCGGAGCCGAUUAUCAAUAACUCUAUGGUGAAAGCUAAAUCCUGGUUUUAUCAGCUCAAGCAAAAAGAAGCCAACAUUUCGGUAGACACGGAGCGUGAAGAUCUUAAGGACUUUUUCUUUGAGGAAGACGAAUUGAAGAAGGAACUAUCCGAGGUAAUGGGACAGAACUGGGACCUGGAGCAAGAUCUCGUUCGAACAUUGAAAGAAUAUGCAAAUCUCUUGCCAGAUCCACAGACCCCUGAGGAGGCCAAAAAGGUGAUGGAUUCUCUAGACAAUGCUCUCAAAAUGAUUUACCAGAAACUCAUAGAGCAGCAAAAUAGAUCUCAUUCUGCUGAUUCUAACUAAAAGUCAGCACGGCUUUGAUUCGAUAAAUAUUCAACUUUGUUGUCAAAUAAAACUUUUACUCUUAGGAGGCCUGGGCAA